This is a messenger RNA of Pocillopora meandrina, 624 nucleotides long. NCBI's taxonomy places the organism in Eukaryota, Metazoa, Cnidaria, Anthozoa, Scleractinia, Pocilloporidae. The record is from the annotation of a GenBank genome assembly.
AGGGUCAUCAGUUAUAUAAAAAAUGGUUGGGAAAAUAAUUUUACGGAGAAGUGGCAACACUUGGCGGCAAGUAAACCACUGGAGCAAACGGCAACCGUCAAUUGUGAUUUCCCUGGAUCUGCACAAUGGGUUUCGCUGGUUGACGCGAAGGACGAUGUCCCUUCAUUUAAUAUUCAGAAUAUCGUGUCUUACUUUAUUGAAAGAAAAGCUAAAGACAAUGAAUCCAACAAAGAUUUCAAGAAUGUCAGCAUCAAAGCUUUCGGUUUGUUUCGACAUGGUCAUAUCCAAAAACUGGAAAUCGCACGGGACGACGACGACGACAAGGUACACUUCCGAUGUGAUUGCUUACCUGAAAUGAAGAAAAACUUGAACUAUAACAUAAAACUGUCACUGUGUAAUAACGGUGAACAGGAAGGUAAAAUCACGUUUGCUAGCUGUGCUUGCCCAGCUGGUAAAGGUCCAUGUGGCUCUUGUAAACACAUAGCCGCUCUUUGUUAUGCUCUUGAAGAAUUUGUGAGACUUAAGUGCACACGGGAAUUUGAAACAUGUACCUCAAGACUGCAAACUUGGAACCAGCCGAGAAAGAGGAAGCUCUUUCCUCUUUGGUUUUUCAACAGUAAAUAU